AUGCCUGAAGACUACCAGGAGGUCUACAGAGGGACAAAAAAUGAUGUCAAAGAGAUCCCAAAGAUUGCAAAGCCCUUCAUUUCAGAGAUGAUCUUCGUGCAAACCAGCAUCACUGCUAUAAGGAAAGGUGCCUUCAGGUACAUGCCCAGCCUGAUCAAGAUUUUGUUUAUUGGCAACAAGAUCAAGACAGUAGAACCUGGAGCCUUUGAUGGUUUGGAGAAGCUGAGGGACUUGGAGAUCUCUGGUGCCUCCUUAGAAGAACUAGCUGUGGGCACUUUCCAAAACCUCCUGAGCUUGCAAAGGCUGGAGCUGAGAGACAGCCACCUCAGACACAUCCCCAAAGGUCUGUUUGAUGGGCUGGAGAAUUUGAGAGAGCUGUCCCUGCACACCAAUGCAAUCCCUGCUCUUCCAGAAGGCAUUUUUGAUUCUCUUGUCAAUCUAACAUUUUUGGACCUGGCUAGAAACAGGAUCACGGCUCUUCCUGGGGAUGCCUUUAGCAAACUCCCCCAUCUGCAAGUCCUCCGUCUGUAUGAGAAUGAGCUGCAGGACCUCCCGGAGGGGCUGCUAGAUGGUCAGCCAGGGCUGCUGGAGCUCAGCCUCCAGAGGAACAGUCUCAGGGCGCUGUCACCCAUGCUCCUGAGGAGCCUGCCUCACCUGGAGAAACUGCUCUUGGACAACAACCUCAUCGGGGCUCUCCCGCUCCAGGGCUUUUUUGGUCUAAACAAAUUGAAGCUGCUGACUCUGGAUUCAAACCACAUCGCUGAGCUCCCCUGCUGCCUAUUUGACACCAUGCCACACAUGCGUGAGCUGGACCUGAGCGAGAACCAUUUGGCCACACUUCCAGAGAGCGUCUUUGUCAACCUCACAUCUCUCGGCAAACUUAUCCUGUCACACAACCAGCUAGCAGCCCUGCCAAGAGGAGCCUUCACUGGGCUCAGCAAACUCUCGGACCUCCAGCUAGACAGAAAUCAGCUCUCUGCUCUGGAUGGUGAAGUCUUUGCUUCUCUCCCAAAUCUGAAAACCCUCAACCUUAGGAAGAACCAGCUGGAGAGUGUCCCCCGAGGGCUCCUGGACCCCCUGAAGAAGCUCAGCUCAGUGUAUCUGAGUGGAAACCCAUGGAGAUGUGACUGCAACCUCUGCUACUUGCACAGCUGGAUUCUGGACAACAGUGAGAAAGUUAAAUUAUCCAGCCAAGUGUCAUGCAAGAAUCCACCCCACCUGGCAGGCUUCUUUUACCCCAUCUCUGCCAUUCACCUCCACAUCAUCACAAGGGUUGUCAACUUUGCUGUCACCUGGAACCUUGUCCACUGCAGCAUCAACCAUACUGCCAACUGUGCUGUCACCUGUGACUACCUCUGCCAUGUUGCCAACCGUGCCAGUGGACACCUUUGUCACUGCUCCAUCACCAACCAUGCCAUCUAA
This is a messenger RNA of Opisthocomus hoazin, 1422 nucleotides long. Lineage: Eukaryota; Metazoa; Chordata; Aves; Opisthocomiformes; Opisthocomidae. The record is from RefSeq and is a predicted model, not a curated record.